Messenger RNA from Owenia fusiformis, 1910 nucleotides. NCBI's taxonomy places the organism in Eukaryota, Metazoa, Annelida, Polychaeta, Sabellida, Oweniidae. The record is from the annotation of a GenBank genome assembly.
AGGGUAUCUUUAUCGGAAGCAGUGGCUAAAACAAGCAUGACGUUCUAUUAUCACGGCGAUCGGAUCAACUAGCUCUAAUGGAGUUUACCGCGCAGAUUGAAACAAAAACCAAAAAGGAAAUAAACCGGAUAUGAGCAUUUGAUUGAGACGUGUGAUUUAUUUACCUCUUUGAUUGAAGAUCACCCGUCGAUGUGAGAUUAGUGCGCGUUAAUUUAUAGGGAAACAUGGAGUCUCUAAUCAUCAUUGGAAAACUUGUUGGAUUACUAUGUACCGUGUUUCUAUGUGGUUGCUAUGGUAACCCGGAUGCUAAGAGACUAUAUGAUGACCUGCUUAGAAAGAGUGGGUACAACAAGCUGAUCCGACCUGUCAGUAACAAUUCGGAUAAACUGACAGUUAGGCUGGGGCUACGUCUGUCACAACUCAUCGAUGUGGACGAGAAGAACCAAAUCAUGACAACUAAUGUAUGGCUUAGACAGGAAUGGGAUGAUUAUAAGUUACAAUGGAAGCCCAGUGAGUAUGGAGGUGUGGAUAGACUAUACGUGCCAUCCAAGGAGAUUUGGCUACCAGAUAUAGUACUAUACAAUAACGCUGACGGCAACUACGAGGUGACAUUAAUGACAAAAGCAACUUUAUACCCAGAUGGGAAAGUGCUUUGGGAACCUCCAGCCAUUUACAAAAGUUCGUGUACAAUAAACGUUGAAUUCUUUCCCUUUGAUGAACAAAUAUGCGAUAUGAAAUUUGGAUCAUGGACAUACGAUGGCUUUCAAGUUGACCUCCAGCACUUUAGCCGAGAUGAGAAUGACGAAAAUGACCAUAUUCCAGUAGGAGUUGAGCUCCAAGACUUCUAUAGAAGCGUAGAGUGGGACCUGUUGGGCGUUCCAGCGAAGAGGAAUGAACGAUUUUACCCUUGUUGCCCCGAACCCUAUCCAGAUAUAACAUUCACAAUUUCAAUACGAAGAAAGACAUUAUUCUAUACAGUUAAUCUAAUAAUCCCAUGUGUAGCUAUAUCCUUCCUUACUGUUCUUGUUUUCUAUCUACCCUCCGACAGUGGAGAGAAAAUUACCUUGUGCAUCUCCAUUCUGCUUUCGUUAACCGUGUUCUUCUUGUUGCUUGCUGAAAUCAUCCCACCAACGUCGCUGGUUGUGCCUCUUAUAGGUAAAUACCUCUUAUUUACCAUGAUACUCGUCACUCUGUCAGUCAUAGUGACCGUUAUAGUACUCAAUGUGCACUUUCGCUCACCAUCAACGCACACCAUGUCACCGUGGGUGCGGAAGGUCUUCCUGAAUAUCCUUCCGCGCUUACUUGUCAUGCGUAGACCGAACCUCGAGAAAGACAAGGCUCCAAAGGUUCUCGUAAGGACAUGUAAUGGUGUAGAAAUUAGGGAUUCAUACGGUGGAGGUGGGACAAGACUAAGUAGAGACUUGACAAGUGAAAGUGUAUAUGGAAACUACGUGGAUAGAUCAGGGGACGAACACACAACAGAGACACAUCACAACCAUGACAACCCAAUUCCACCAAUCAGGAGGACGACGUAUAGCCCGGAUGUACACAAGGCUCUGGAAGGUGUAAAAUUCAUUGCUGAACAUCUCAAAGAGGAGGAUGAAAUAGAUGGGGUACGAGAGGAUUGGAAGUACGUCGCCCUUGUACUGGAUAGAUUGUUUCUCUGGAUCUUUACUACAGCUUGUCUGAUGGGUACAUUGGGCAUUAUCUUGCAAGCACCCUCAGUGUACGAUGACAGACAACCAAUGGAGGCCGGAUCCUAACAUCCGGGUACCUUCUCUCAUUUCUGGAGCUUUAUACUAACAUGUAGGUUUAACUCUAGAUAGUGAUAUAUAGAAUAUAAUCUCUAGAAUGUGUAUGCAAAACCUUAUCGACACCCCUCUUAUCUAGAGCCCAGGAAAGUCGUGCGG